AUGGCGGACAAGAUCUCAAUCACCAUCUGCGGCGACGGUGGAUGCGAGGACUCCUACUCAGUCACCCGAACUGUCGACGGUCUCCCCUACUUCCUCUCCAUAACAGACACAGCCGGCCAAGAAGAAUACCGCGGACUAUGGACCGACUCAACAAUGAAAUCAGACGCAUUCCUGCUCGUCUACGAUAUUACGAACCCCUCAAGCCUGCAAACACUGGACUACUUCAUGGACUUCAUCAAGAUGGAAGCCGAGCAGCGCGUAGAGGAUAAUGAGCGUCUGCGAAAAGAAUUCGGUCCCAAUCCCACCGGUAUUCAGAUCGGCAUGCCUCCCCCGGUAAAAAUUGUUGCGGGCAACAAGUGUGAUUUGAAGGAUGGGCGCGCCGUCACGUCGCGCGAUGGGCUGGAAUAUGCCCGUCAGAAUGGUUGUGGGUUUAUGGAGACGAGUGCGCGUGAGAUGGUCAAUAUUGAGGAAACGUUUGCUUUACUCGUCCGUCGCGUCGUUCAAGCUCGCCGACAACAUAAUAUGCAGGGCGCACCCGUUCGGCCUCCUUCGCGCGCUGGUCAAUCCGUCCAUACCACGGCCCUUCCACCGAUGGGGGCCAAUGCCAGCGCCCGUGAAGCUCAAUCGCGACGAAGUCGAUUCUUCAAAUUCCGAGGCUGGAAGACCGCCGAGAAGAAGAAGAUGGCCGAUGAUGGUAUAGAGAAAGACGCCAAGCGCGGGGCAUCAGUCGAUCAAGAAGAGAAAGAGAAAGAGGAGGCCGAGCAUCGGGGAAGUUGGGUCCGCCGACUGUGCUGCUUGGGCUGCGGAUGCCGGUGGGGAUGUGGCUGCUGUUCGGCGUAG
Messenger RNA from Penicillium cosmopolitanum, 840 nucleotides. Its product is annotated as putative RAS small monomeric GTPase. The transcript is spliced from 3 exons. Gene Ontology annotation, cellular component: plasma membrane. NCBI's taxonomy places the organism in Eukaryota, Fungi, Ascomycota, Eurotiomycetes, Eurotiales, Aspergillaceae. Gene Ontology annotation, molecular function: GTPase activity; GTP binding; GDP binding. Bases 1 to 840 code for a protein of 279 amino acids. Gene Ontology annotation, biological process: signal transduction. The record is from RefSeq and is a predicted model, not a curated record.